AACAAUGGAUAGAAUUCAAAGGAUAUAUUCGAUGUGAAUGGAUCAAUUUCUACAACAAUGGCUUCGCCCAUGAGAGACUUGAUAACACUUGUGUCAAAACUUUCUUACAGCUUAAAUCGGCUUGUUUCGCUAUUUAGUAAUGCAACAAUACAUGGAAUUUGAAGGAUAUAUUCAAUGUGAAUGAAGCACUUUCUGGAUCUCGACAGCUUGACAAGGAAAACUGGCAUACUGAUGAUACUGAUUUGCGAGGUGACCAGUUUCCAGACAUUGGUGCGCUCCUGCUUGUGUACGCGAUUGGCCGAGACUAAAAAAACUGUAGUGUGCCACCUUAAGGUUUUAGUCGUUUGCUUGUAAGGCAAGAUAGUCCCUGGAGAAGAACUAAAAUACGUCAACAGCCUUGUCAGCGGAAAGACACUCCGUUGCAGUUACUGAAGAUUUGCGAGGUGACCAGUUUCCAGACAUUGGUGCGCUCCUGCUUGUGUACGCGAUUGGCCGAGACUAAAAAAACUGUAGUGUGCCACCUAUAAGCAGGACAGGGGAGUAACCACGCCUGCAGCUACACCAGUGUGCGGUCAGGAGCGUGUCCAGGGAUUGUGUAGGGCUUCCCUGCCAAGUAUUUCUACAACUACAACACUAGAACUCACUGCAGCAGAGGUUUGUCGUCUGCCCCGAGACCAGGGCAGCUGUGAAAACAAUCGUCUCAUCAAGAGUGCAGAAUCUACUGUAGGGUGGAGAACCGUGUCAUAGACACACCUCGAAGAUAGUCAGUCUGUGAGUUGACCCCUGAUCCGGGACCCUGUAACCGCGUGGUGACUAAGUACUUCUACAACAUCACCACCAUGCAGUGUGAGCCGUUCACGUAUGGAGGUUGCCUUGGCAACCACAACAACUUCCAGAGUGAUGAAAAGUGCAUGUCUUACUGUGGUCUGAGACAAAGCCGGUCUACAGCAGAGGAUUGUCGCCUACCCAGUGAGAACGGCCAAUGUCGAGGCAACUACCUUCGCUGGUUCUACGAUCCUGACAUAAGAAACCGCAGGACCUUAAGAUAUGACGGUUGCCAGGGAAACCGCAACAAUUUUGCGACUGAGCAUGAGUGCUUAGCAACAUGCCUGAACGAGGUUAUACCUGUGACUGCCAGGCCGCUACCGCUUACCCUUGCUCCGACCCCUGCAGCAAGAGAUGAGGACAUGUGCACCUUGCCCCUGGUUCAGCCAUGUGACAAUGAGGCUCGUGUUGCCGACUGUGGCACAUUCUUCUACUACAAUGCGGCCAGUGGGGAAUGCGUAGAGGUCCCUGACGGAACGUGUAACAACAACAGCAAUAAUUUCUACACCAGUGACCAGUGCGAGGCAUUCUGCAACAGGGAUAGCAAGCGUUAUGCAGAGACCUGGGACUACCAUGUGACACCUUCAACGUUCCUGCAGUUUGACAUCGCCAUGGGCUGUGACUCCCUGUAUGACACGCUAUAUGGCGUUAUGCUUGAGUACUCUACCAACAUGGGCAGGGACUGGCAGACGGUCACAUCAGAAUGUGCCCCGCCCAGUUACGAGUGCGAUGGUUAUCACCUUAAGAGCGACUACAUGUCCGACCAGCAUCAGAAUUGGACCAGAAUAUCCGUGAAUCUUCCCCAGGGGGCAGUAUCCCCUGCUACCCGUUUCCGCUGGCAACAACACAGUCAGACGCCCAGUGGUAACAUUUGGGCCCUGGAUAACGUGUACCUGGGUGAUGGUUGCCCUUGGCUGUGUUCUGGGCACGGUUACUGUAACAAAGGGACCUGUGUGUGUGAUGAUGGCUAUGCUGGAGAAUACUGUGUGGCAUCCAGACCCCUACCCAUGAUGCUGAGGGAUGAUUUUAUUCGUGACAAACCAAAAACUGACAAUUGGUUGGAAGUGUAUAAUGCUGAGACUUCAAAUAUUUGUGGGACACUCAUCAGUGGCAAUGCUCUGACCUUCAGUGGGGAUCAACUCCGCAUGGCAGUCACUCGAGACCUUGACACCACGAUGCUGACCUCGGUAGAAUUCUACUUCCUGUUUGGAUGCAAUGGAUCCAAGAUGGAGUGGCCUAGGAAGGACAGUGUGCUGCUCCAGUUCUCCACAAAUGGAGGGAUUACGUGGAAACUUCUCAAAGAGCUGCACUACAGGAAUGACACCAUAGCAAGGUUCUUCAGUAUUGAGUUACCCAUGGAUGCCCGAUACAACUCCACUAGACUGCGAUUCUGGCAGCCUCACAGACCAGGUAAGAUGCUGUCAACCUGGGCUGUAGACAACCUGUUCAUUGGACGAAUGGUGAUGAAUCCCAGCUCUAUGUCUGACAACUUUGAGAGUGGUACCAGUGAUACAUCCUGGCUCUUUGUGAAUGAUGGCGAGUUGGACUCCUAUUGUGAACAGAACACCAGAUCUGACAGCAUGGGGGCUGGACAGACAGCGCUCGUAUUCCGUCAAGUGCAUGACAUAAGGGAGCACUCUGUGAUCACACGAGACCUCAAUGUGGGGCCAAUGUCUGUACUUCAUUUUGAUAUCAAUGUGGGCUGUUCAUCAGAAAGUACUCACAAGUACCCGGUGCAUUUGGAGUACUCUUCAGAUGGAGGUAAAACAUGAAGUCUGGUGGUACCUAACUGUGCCCAAGUGUCGUCUGUUAGUUGUCAUGACAGCAUUAUGCACC
Molecule: messenger RNA, 2661 nt
Organism: Dreissena polymorpha
Lineage: Eukaryota; Metazoa; Mollusca; Bivalvia; Myida; Dreissenidae
Product: reelin-like
Exons: 17
Coding region: 840-2597 (585 amino acids)
Biological process (GO): neuron migration; central nervous system development
Molecular function (GO): lipoprotein particle receptor binding; serine-type endopeptidase inhibitor activity
Source: RefSeq, a predicted model, not a curated record